This is a messenger RNA of Chelmon rostratus (copperband butterflyfish), 1429 nucleotides long. RefSeq names its product translocase of inner mitochondrial membrane 17 homolog A (yeast) (gene timm17a). The record is from RefSeq and is a predicted model, not a curated record. The coding region runs from base 4 to 588 and encodes 194 amino acids. Gene Ontology annotation, molecular function: transmembrane protein transporter activity. The transcript has 6 exons. Gene Ontology annotation, cellular component: mitochondrial inner membrane; TIM23 mitochondrial import inner membrane translocase complex. Gene Ontology annotation, biological process: protein import into mitochondrial matrix. Lineage: Eukaryota; Metazoa; Chordata; Actinopteri; Chaetodontiformes; Chaetodontidae.
AAUAUGCUAGAGAGCCAUGGUGAGUCUUACCACCAAAUAAGAUAUAUUUUAACCUGUGUUUUGCUAGGUACUCUGUAUGCCUCUGUUUGGCAUUACUAUCACAUUAACCCCUGGAGGAUUGUGGACGACUGUGGGGGAGCCUUCACCAUGGGAGCUAUUGGAGGAGGAAUAUUCCAGGCAGUAAAAGGCUUCAGAAAUGCACCCUCGGGGAUGAGCCACAGAAUGAAAGGUAGUUUGACUGCCAUCAAGACCAGAGCCCCACAGCUCGGAGGAAGCUUUGCUGUAUGGGGAGGCCUCUUCUCCAUGAUCGACUGUGGUUUAGUAAAAGUACGAGGGAAGGAGGAUCCCUGGAACUCAAUCACAAGUGGGGCCAUGACAGGAGCGAUCCUUGCUGCAAGAAAUGGACCAGUAGCAAUGGUAGGCUCUGCAGCCAUGGGAGGUAUCCUGCUGGCAUUGAUAGAGGGUGCUGGAAUCCUGCUGACUAGGUUUGCCUCUUCACAGUUCCCAACUGGACCCCAAUUUGCAGAAGAACCCGCCCCUGCUGCAAUGCCCUCCCCUUCCUUUGGAGACUACAGACAAUAUCAGUGAGAGGACUCCCCACUUCUUAUCCACUAGGCCUUUUUGAAUUCCUUGCUGAAGUUACAAAGAAGAAAUGGAGAUGCAAAUUCCACAUGUCAAACAAUAGCAACUGCACCCAACUUUAAUGGACUGUGUAAGACAAGUCAAAGGCAAAACACAUCUUCAUUUACCUUCUUUCAAGAGCCAUGUACAGAUCUGCCUCUCUGCCAUUUUCAGCCUUGUCAUGUGCAUCUGUUUCACCUGACAUAGGUUAAAUACAGACAUUUGGUGGGAUGUGUUGUUUGAUGUUGGGGAGUUUGUAGGGAUGAGAUGUGUUUUUCUGUUUUGUUCACAAACAGUAUGUACUGCACGUAGCCCAACAAGUGGGAGGUCAACACCACCAAGCUCUGGAUAGUGUUGAAUUUAGCUAGAACCCGUCAGCCAUGGAACAUCAUGAAUUAUAUAUAAGUAUGGUAAACUCAUGUAUAUACAGUAAAGGCUUUCCACUUGUAUUCACUUAUGUUAGUCUUUAUUUGCCUUAAAUAUGUCGUCUGCUUGGGCUGGCCACUGACAUUUGGCUGGCCUUUUUUAAUUUGAUUUUAUUCAGUUAUGAAGGCAAACAUCUAUUCCUGAGCUAUUAGUUUGUUUUAAAGUGAUUUAUUUAUUUUAGAUUGUAAAGAGUUCUACCAGAUUGUUCUAUUUUACGUGACAGUGCUUUUACAUUCAACACAAAGGUGUGGAAAAGACAGCUAUUGACCAAGGAUGGCAUAGGCAGUACAAAUGAAUGGAGAAACUCAAGCAAGGGAUUGAUGCAUACUGUGUUAAAUCUGUAUGAAAGAUUGUACUAUGGUACAAUAAAGACAUAAGUUGU